Ascochyta rabiei is the source of this 1062-nucleotide messenger RNA. RefSeq lists its product as uncharacterized. The record is from RefSeq and is a predicted model, not a curated record. Gene Ontology annotation, molecular function: ubiquitin protein ligase activity; zinc ion binding. Lineage: Eukaryota; Fungi; Ascomycota; Dothideomycetes; Pleosporales; Didymellaceae. The transcript has a single exon. The coding region runs from base 1 to 1062 and encodes 353 amino acids.
AUGCACUCCCCUGUUGCGCAACCAAAGCUGCGCGACCAAGAUCUUACCCCCUUAGUUGGUCAGCCUAACGCUGCCUCUGCGUGCAUGGUCUCUUGCAGCAUGGAAACCUCGUCUUCACCGCCUUCGAGGCCGUUACGCAAACGAAAGGCAGUCGAGUACGGCGAGGAUGAUUAUGAUGAUGCGGCGGCUGAGUCUCGGUUGCCGAAAAAGGCGAAGAAGGCUUCGGGAACAGUUGAAGUAGAGUGCACAGCACCGAAGAGAACGCGCAAGAAGAGGACCCAGGGCGACAGCGAUACACCGUCUGUAGAGAAGCGCCUCCGCCGACACCGCGCACGAGCGCCAGCCAGCUAUCUUGAAGUCAAGGGACGUGCCCUCACACAACGUCUUACAGUCCUCUCGCGCGAACGAUGCGGUACUGACGAGCUCCCGGAGGAGAAAGUGGUCAUCGCCGGCUCCACCGGAAAUCUUUAUCAAGUUCACGUGAACCUCGUACCUAGCUGCGACUGCCCACAUGCGAAGAAAGGAAAUCAGUGCAAGCACAUUGUCUACGUUAUGCUCCGAGUUCUGAAGGCGCGAGAAGACGUUGCAUACCAGCUAGCUCUCAUCAGCAGCGAACUACGUCAUCUUAUUGAGAAUGCGCCACUCAUUCCCGGCGUUGAGACUGACGGCAAGGACAAGCCUGGUGAAGAUCAAGACGGUAACCGCAAACCCAUUGAGGGCGAAUGUCCAAUCUGCUACGACGAACUCGAUUCGAAGAACGACGUUAUCGUGUAUUGCAAGGCUAGCUGUGGGAACAAUGUACACAAGGCUUGCAUGCAGUCCUGGAUCCAGGUAGCAGCAAGAGGGAAAGCGACGUGUCCGUAUUGUCGAGCAACGUGGGACACAGAAGAGGGACUCGAUGGUAAAAUGGGUACUAUCGAUACAAAGGGGUUGCAAAGGAACGAAGAUGGAUAUCUCAAUGCCGCAGGUCUGCUUGGAUUAAGCGGCGAACGAGACUAUUCGUCUUACCACCAAUUCUGGGUAAGGCGACAGCUCGGUCGUGGAUGGCAAGGUGGUCUUUGA